Messenger RNA from Penicillium verhagenii, 921 nucleotides. RefSeq names its product LYR motif-containing protein. NCBI's taxonomy places the organism in Eukaryota, Fungi, Ascomycota, Eurotiomycetes, Eurotiales, Aspergillaceae. The transcript has 3 exons. Bases 1 to 921 code for a protein of 306 amino acids. The record is from RefSeq and is a predicted model, not a curated record.
AUGUCGGAGCUUCCGCAAUUUCUCCCGCAUCGUUGCUUUAUCGGAAUGCAUAAGGUGGUCGUACCGAAGCACUCUGGGGUUCAUCGCUUUGCUUGCUUGGCACUUUAUCGAACCCUUCUCCGGCAAUGUUCUCCUUCGAUCGGUAAUGCACCAUGGCUGGGCGAGACCAAAUAUCUCGCCAGGCAGAGAUUCCGCAGAUAUAAAAAUCUACAGAGCCCGUCACAGGUUGCAAAUGCUCUCAAGGCUGGCUAUCAGGCUCUGGACCUGCUCGACUCCGCUUCCAAGGGAAACCGGCAGGAUGAAGAUCAAAUUAAAUCAAUCCUCACGCAAGCAAAAUCCAUCAAGGAGAGCUAUUCCGCCAUGCAGAGGGAGAUCAGUCAAUCGAAGCCUCCGAGUCCUGUUAAACCUCUCUCCCGACUACAACUCAAAAAAGAAGAGACAAUUCGCCAUGAGAAGGAAACCAGGCUACGACAUCCAGAUGCCGAAUCAAUACUUUCGCGCCCACGACCGAAGGUGAACGGAAAGCGACAUGUGCCGGUUCUAGUCAAUGCCCGCGGAGUACCUUUCCUGCGUAUCAAAAAGCCGCAGCCAAGAAAUCUUAGCGGUGUUAUUAGAACGAAGCUGGAGAAGCGCUGGCAUCGUAUUGAAUUGAGAGAACGCCUGCAGGUGGAACUCCUAUUCGCCAAGGAUGAAGAUGCUUGGGACCAAAUCACAAACACUAAAGUUGGAGACCCGUCCUCGUGGACUACAAGCAUUAAGGCGUCCUUGGACGAUGUUGCUUCCAAAAUCAAACAAAUGGAUCAAGAUAAUCGAGAGAUGUCGGAACGCAUGUGGCAGAUUGUACUUGAUGAGCGCGAGCUGGCUGCAAAGGAAGAGAAGGAGAGACAGGCCGCGGAGGGAGAAGGCCCUACAAGUGGAUAA